UUGGUCGAUCGCGCGCGACGGCAUCACGACGAUGGUGGCGAGCGAAGUUGGUCGAAUUUCCUAUAUAUAUUAUUGAUAAAUAGCUCGCGUCGUUGCCGAGUGCGACUCUCCGUGUGAAGCGGCCCCGAGGCCUGGAGCAACCCAGACGGGAACGGUGUGCGCGUUGCUGUGUCCGUCCGAUCGCGCGUGGUGCUGAACCUACGACGGUUACCUCGGCCACCGUGUGCGCGAGGCGUUUCGCGUGACGAUAUCCGUGCGUGCGUGCGUGCGUGCGUGCGUGCGUGCGUGCGUGCUUGCCCCGGGCGUGCUUCUCUCCGCGCGUGGAAGGAAGGAAGCGGUGGUGGCCCCGCGCCGCGCGGACGGCCGAUGUGCACGUACGACGUACCGUGACGACAGUUACGUGAGAGGAAGAGAGUGGGAGAGAGAAAGAGGGAUACGGAGUCGGCGAGAGAGGAAGAGAGAGAGAGUGAGACAGAGAGCGAGGAGAGAACGCGCGCGCGUCGCCUCGCAAACGGAGAUCGGCGGUGGACGGGAGCAGCCGAGCGCGAACGACGAGGAUUAUCGUGCGCGUUUCUGGGUGUGACGGACGUGAUCGCGAUUCGUUUAUCGGUGCACCGCACGUACCGGCGACAUCGUGCACGAGGUGGUGUUGUGCGCGAGAGUGGCCCCCGAAGGGCCGGGGCCCAGGCAGCGUUCCCUCGCUAAAGCCUGCGGCGCUAUCCCACGAGAGCAUGCCGAGCCCGGCCACGAAGAGGGCGCAGAAGAAGAGCGGCAUGCGGAACGUGGUGCACCGGAUAGCCCCUGUCUCGGCGCGCUCGGAAAUAUUUUAACAGCGCCACGUCGUCAACUGUAGCGAGCGGUGAGAGAGAAAGAGAAAGAGAGCGAGAGAGAAAAUAUUGCGCGGGCACAAAGUCCGACUCUGGGAAGUUGUCGCCCUAAAACUGAAUAGCGUCGUUGCUACGACUACAGGAGAAUCGUUAUUAUCAUUGUUGUCAUCGUCAUCAUCAUUAUCGUCGUUGGUUGUGUGGUGAGACGUUUUUCGUUUACGUUGCGGAGAGGACAGGCUUUGGGAAAUACGCUUAAGAAGACGUCAAGUAUGCUACGCUUCCUCAAACGUGGAAACGAAGAAACCGGUAUCACCUUGUGAUAAACAAUGGAUCCAUGAUCGAUAACAUGGGAGAUUCUGUGGAAACGACGUAAUUACGCGGCCGCGGAUGAUGGCAGGCCAAUGAUAAAACUGUUUAUUAGAAUAAAGCGGAAACAGUUGGGACAAAGAGUCAAGUCGAACGAAGAGUCAGUCUGAACAGGGCGGCGGACGGUAAGGGAGGCAGGACAGAGCCGUAGUAAUGGAUGAAUGGGAGUGAGCGCGGCGCACGGGGAGUGCAGGAGCGGCGGACGCGCACUUUGUGGCACGUCGUGGGAGCCUCUGAAUGUGGAGGCCGCGGCACUGGCAGCGUCAGUGGCAGUGAUGGCCCCUGCUCUGACGGAAGGCGGUCCUCAAAAGCCUGAAAACUUGCUCCCUACCCUACCAGCCGCCAGCGGCUUUCUGUCCGCCGAACAGGCCACGCAGGUGUGCCAGGACCGUGAGAUCUUGACCAAGUUUGUGGUGCCGGCGAACGUGCAACCGUCGAAGAUCGACGAGCAGUGCUUGCGCGGUAUCUCAAAGGACCUCAUACGCGAUGUCAUUAACUCCAAGUACGCAAACGACCUCGACUCGCUGUCCGCGUUUACGAACACGUCCGACUUGAUCGGAUCGAGGAACGGUGCGGCGAACUGUUUGCAACAGCAGGCGGCGGCGCCGGCGGCGGCGGCGGCGGAGGCGGCGGAGGAGGAGGAAGAAGAGGAGGAGGAGGACUUUGAGCGGCCGGUCACGCUGCCGGACGCCGGUCACGCCGAGGGGAAGGUGAUCGACAUUAUAAUGAACGACCCAUCUAUGGGUGAUCAAACGAACAACAUGGGUUUCUUGAAAUCGAACGUGGACUUGCCCCUGGUGGCUACCGAGACCGAAACGGAAGACAAUAAGAAUCUGGACGUCGAUCAGAUCAUGGCCUUCGGCACCGAUAUCACGGCCGAGCAGUGCAACAUGGCGAAUGUCGCUGAUAUCGGGCACAACGUGGAAGAGAUAUUGCAGGUCAUUAAUUCGAUAGAGGGUGCGGAGAGCACCGAGAACAUUUCCACGGACGGUGUUGAGCCAGUGCAAGGCGCUGUCGACAGCGUGGAGAUGUUUGCCAUGCCUGAGGAGGGAUUCGCGUCCUUUGAGCGGGAUUUACUUAACGACGUGGACGUAAUGAGUCUUUGCAACGAUAAUAUAAAUAUACCAGUGGACACGGUGGAUCAGCAGAAGUCGAACAAUUUGAGACUGCAACAGGACAUUGUGAUGCAGAAACAAUUUGAAAGCGAGAGGAGAUGUGCGUUUUUAUUGAGAAGACUGAGAAAACUUCAGACGAGAAUAAUAGGCAGACACGUGGCGGAGGAGAAUACCGGCGUUCUCGAAUUGGCUCAUCACGGAGUUAAAAAAUAUCUUUUACAAGAAUUGGCUAAUAUUGGCUCGAAAUCCAAUGUGAGAAACUUUCCCGAGAUUAGCGGCAGUUUGCGUUCGUUUCUGCAGAGAAUCGAGAAAAUGUGCGUUGCUCAGAGUAACAGUGUGAACCGUCAAAGAGUGUGCCGAUACUUUGGUGGAGGGUCGCGCGAUAACGUGGGUGGUGGUACGUCCGGCAGUAACGGUAAUCGCCAGCCAAUGUUUGGUACCCCUCAGGUUAAACUAAAUGGUGAAGAAGUGGAAAAUGUGGCCGGAUCUUUGUCCACGCAAUUACAUAUUGUGGAAUCUAACUUGGAUUCGGACUGUACAGCAUCCAGUAGUGGUGGAGAAAGUUGCGAUGAAAUGCAGACGUUUAACAAUACACAACAACAGCGUCUGUCCAUAUCCAAAAGAGCAGCAUGGAGAUAUGCACAGGAUCGUGCAGGUGUAGCAUCACGUUGGACCUGGCUACAGGCACAGAUAUCAGAUUUAGAAUACAGAAUUAGACAGCAUAAUGAUCUGCAACGGCAGAUCAGGGCCGCGAAGGGCCUGGUCGUUCUCGAAAAUGCGGAAACCGUUAAUGGAUACAGUGGCGCUCUACCAGGGUCCACUGGACGAUACAAUUCGCCCGAGGGUGAAUUACCAGCUAGUAGAACGCGUCCAUUUGUAUGGAAUUUUUAUAGAAAGCGAAAGCUUUUGCAAGUGGACAGGCUACACGAAGUUUCAAAGCGUGCAGCUAAAGCGUCAACUGUGAGAUGCAAUUGUGAUCAUGUGUUGCCUGCGUGUGCUUUAUGUACAGGAAGGCUAGAUCCAAUGCAGCCACAAGAACCAAUUGAACAGCUUUCUGUACAGGAACGUGUAGCACUUGUUGAUCCCAGUUAUCAUCCGGUGUUGUCAUUCUCUGAUGAAAUUGUACAUGGAACACAUUUAGAAGCUAUUAUGAAAUCAGUGGAAUGGCAGCAGAAAAUGAUGAGAGGCAAUUUGCGAGUUACCCGUGUGAAAGAUAAAGAUAGCAACGAAAGAAGAAAUAAAAAACUUCCUAAUAGAACAAAGUAUACCGCGCGAUUAAAGAAAUCAUCCUCUACUAUUCUUACAGCAAGGAUCAAGAGAAAAAUGUUGAAAAGCGAAAAGAGAAAUAGACUCAGUCACGAGAGAAGCGUGCCUGGAUUGAGUAAGAAAAAAGUAUCGAAGUUGCCGACUGAGGAUGACGACGACGUUAGCGCGCUUUCAAGUUCCAGCAAACACUCAUCCCCAGUGCCUUCUCCAUUGCAACACGUUACUGCCUCGACGGAGAAAAACGUUGUUAAAGAGAAAAGUUCCAAUUCACAUGGGCGUUUGCGACAAAACUCUUACGACAUCGACAAUAUAGUCAUCCCUUAUAGUGUCGCUGCUUCAACUAGACCUGAAAAGUUACAAUAUAAGGAGAUAUUAACACCAAAAUGGAGAUUGUGCGAGGAACCCUCGAAAAUGGAUGUGAAAAAUGGUGUGAUGCACAGGCCUGAUCCGGACAGUGACUUCGAAGAUAUGUCGGACGAAACGAUCGCUCUGAGGCACGAGCGUAGCGAGCGCGAGGAAUACAAACGUUUCAUGACGUAUCUCAAUACGCCAAAUCAACCACGUAUUCGUAAUCGUCGUAUCGACAGCAGAGCAGACAGCGGUGCGAACACACCAGAUCCUUUGUCGCCGCACGCGAGCAGUGACUUCGGUGGAGACGUGACAUCUCCAAUCACAUCUCCCCCUGCCACUCCGUCUCAGGUGCAGGACACAGAGUCAUCGGGUUUAGAUUCGCAUCGAUCGUCUGCUUUACAAAAUUCUUUGCGACGUCGCACCAUGCCCGCUUUAAGACUCGGGAGAGACGAUGCCACAGCCGCAUUUACCGAAGAUGAUAACGAGAUAUUGCCGUACGAGCCAAGAGUAUUCCCAUUAUCCGAAGAAGCUUACGACAAGAUGCUGGAAGUGAUGCCAGACGGACAUUGGCAGGCCUCAUCAACGUCUUUAUGUUCCCGCGACGGCGAUAAGGGCGAUGAUGAAGCCGAAAUGGAUUCUCCCGAAUCGGAUUCGACCGAAUCGGCUUGUUGCGAUAUAGAUGGUGAGGAUCCCAAUGAUCCCGAAUGGACGGUAGCUGACGAUAGAGACACUGAGAAGGAGAGAAUACGUCCGACGGCUAAAAGAUAGGAUAUAAAACCCUUAAUAAGUACAGUAUAUCUACAUCGUUACUAUAUGCAGAAGCUACCUGUCAAUUGUUAUAUAUACCUGUCGGUCAUGUAACAUUGCACCUUAAGUUAAUUACCAACCUGUAAAGUGUAUUAUAAAUAUAAAUUUUAUAACUUCAUUCUCUCUGCUUAAAUUAAUGGAAAUACCUUAAUUAAUUAUUAUUGCUUUUUUUUUUAAGUAUUGCUAUUUUGGCCAAAGCAGUAGAACUCUAGCGUCAUAUUACGUUUAGAAUUAUUGAUUUUUCCUGCUCUGUUACACAUAGUAGAUAGUAUUAAUUCUCUGAAAGAAGUGGAAUCUCAUGACAAAUUGUGCGGUUUUGUACAAAAACUGUAUUUAUAUUGCGAUCGGAGCUCUUCAUUUUAAAUAAAAGUGCCAAUCGAAAUGUUCUGUAGCACUGUGUACCUUCCAAUAUAUAUAUAUAUAUACACACAUGCUUUUUCUAUUUUGCGAGAGAGAAUAUACACCGCAGCCUGCGUGACAUACUCUACAAGAAGUGUUAAUAUUACAAAUGCUUAAAAUGUAACGUUACUAUUUUAUCAAUUAUGUCAAAACUUGUAUUUAAAUCCUUGUACAUUGUCCGCCACGAAACUCUUGCACCUAAUUUCGCAAACGUAAUUUAUGUAACAGUCAAAAUCAGUUUCCUUAGCAUGGAUUUUUUUUUAUAGAGUUAAGAUAAUCCCGUUUUAUUUUCGUAUAUGACCGAGUCGUGUCUUAAGAUAUUACUAUUACAUUAUACAGGUAAGGAUAAUGUUAUAAAAAUUAAAAAUUAUAAAAGAAAAAUUGUAAAUUUAUGUAUCAUAGAAGAUAUUCUUGACAUAGCGUGUGAAAUUUGAUGUAGAACAGAAACUACUAAUAAUUAAAAAUGUGUUAUCAGUUAAAUUCUGACACUCUGUAUUUUGACUGUUAUGUUCUUAUCAUUGGUAUAAUUUGUGAAGUAUAUAUAUUCACUUGUUAAUUUAAGCGUUCAUAUAAAUAAAGUCUUGUGUCACUGUGAUUUCGCAAUUUUCUAAUAGUCUGUGAUACUACAUGUAUUUUCUUUCGUAUUAAAAGUUUUAUAACCAGGUAAAAUAAUGUCUAUGAAUUCUUAAGAGUCGCAUGCGUUUCAAUUUUGUAUAUCACUUUUACGAGAUGCAAAUAAAAAUAGGUGACAACAGAAA
Molecule: messenger RNA, 5889 nt
Organism: Wasmannia auropunctata (little fire ant)
Lineage: Eukaryota; Metazoa; Arthropoda; Insecta; Hymenoptera; Formicidae
Gene: nsl1
Product: KAT8 regulatory NSL complex subunit 1
Exons: 12
Coding region: 1355-4693 (1112 amino acids)
Cellular component (GO): NSL complex
Molecular function (GO): histone acetyltransferase binding
Source: RefSeq, a predicted model, not a curated record